Penaeus vannamei (Pacific white shrimp) is the source of this 1339-nucleotide messenger RNA. NCBI's taxonomy places the organism in Eukaryota, Metazoa, Arthropoda, Malacostraca, Decapoda, Penaeidae. The record is from RefSeq and is a predicted model, not a curated record.
ACAUCAAAGAAUGACCCCUCGAUUAGCAUCGAACCCCCAGGUUCUGUCUCCAGAUGACGUCAUGCGCGAGAUGGACGAAUUUGAGUUAGUUACGAGACCUGUACUUAUAUAGACCUUGCCAUCACCCGCCGUCAGUCAUACAACGAAAAUCGGCGUAAGUGAAGCGAGAAUGGAAGCGAACGAGCGCGAGCGGGACGAAGAUUCACCCUCCGUCACCACGAACAGCCAGAAACCGACUUCUCCGGCAGGAAACCCAGAAAGUGACGGAGCAGGGCGGGCUGAGAGGAACGUGAAGGCGCGCCGGAUCACACAGUACUUGGCAGCGACGGCAGCCUGCCUCGGCGCGGCAUGUUCGGGCGCCGUCAUGGGCUUCUCCGCGCCGGCAGGCCCUCAGCUGAUCCGUAACGCGAGCGAUUCCUCGCAGAACGACAGCGACGCCGACAACGCCCUGAUGCUAACGAGCCUCGAGUAUUCGUGGUUCUCGUCCCUGCCCAACCUGGCGGCGGCGGCGGUGGGGCCCUUCGCUGGCCUCGCCAUGAACAAGAUAGGGAGGCGCGGUACCAUGUUGGCAUCCGUGGCACCGUUCGUGGCAGGGUGGGUGCUGAUCUGCCUGGCGGGGGAUCUCUGGACGCUCCUGGCAGGUCGCUUAGUCACGGGAUUCACCAUGGGCACGAUGAGCGUCGUCUGCCCAACCUUCAUCGGGGAGUUCGCGACCCCGGACGUGAGGGGCCUCCUCGGGUCAGGAUUCCAACUCUUCGCCACUCUGGGUCUCCUUGGGGUCUACGUCGUUGGCUCGGCCGUAGAGUGGCGUGUCUUGGCUGGAACGUGUGUAUCCGUUCCUCUCCUUUUCGGUUUGGCAUCACUGUUCAUUCAGGAGUCACCGUCAUUUCUUCUACAGAAAGGCCGGGAUUCGCAAGCUGAAAAAUCACUCAGAUGGUACAGAGGAUCAGAUUACAACGUGAAAGCUGAACUCGAGGCCACGAAAAAAAACCUUCAGGAGCUGCAAGCAGGAGGCAGAGUGGGCCUGAGAGGGCUGGGGCGGCCCUGCGUCCUUCGUCCGCUCUUGGUGUCUCUGGGACUCAUGUUCUUCCAGCAACUGUGUGGCAUCAUCAACGCCAUUUCUCUUCAACGCCAACACCGUUUUCCAGGACAGCGGCAGCAGGAUGGACAGGGACGCCAGCAGUGUGGUCGUGGCAGCGACGCAGGUGCUCGGGACUCUCUUGGCAUCCUUCCUGAUGGACCGCACCGGCAGGAAGGUCCUUCUGCUCCUUUCCUCCGUGGUCAUGACCCUCGCCCUGGCGGCCCUGGGCGCUUAUUUUGUCCUAAAGGUUCGGUCUGA